AUGCAUUGUGCCGUUGCGGUGAUUCUGUUGACUGUUAUCUAUUUGACCGGAUAUUUCCGAUUCGUAAACGCUCAUCGGUGCUUAUCGUGUGCUACACAGGAAGCCGUUACGAAUUGGAACAAGUUCAUGAAAUAUCGUUUGCUGGACUCUAGAACCGGUACGUUGCUCGACGAGCAUCCAUGUGAGAAUCCACAUUAUGUAUCUUGCGAGAGUCCGUGUUAUAUAUUCGAGAUUACCGGUAAACUGCGUACGGGCGAGGAUCAUCAACUCUUCGGUUUGUUUAGUGAUUAUUUUCAAACUCAAACCUAUCACUGGAAUUGUUAA
This is a messenger RNA of Anisakis simplex (herring worm), 324 nucleotides long. Lineage: Eukaryota; Metazoa; Nematoda; Chromadorea; Rhabditida; Anisakidae. The record is from the annotation of a GenBank genome assembly.